This is a messenger RNA of Vicia villosa (hairy vetch), 4160 nucleotides long. Its product is annotated as F-box/kelch-repeat protein At3g23880-like. NCBI's taxonomy places the organism in Eukaryota, Viridiplantae, Streptophyta, Magnoliopsida, Fabales, Fabaceae. Gene Ontology annotation, molecular function: protein binding. The transcript has a single exon. The record is from RefSeq and is a predicted model, not a curated record. The coding region runs from base 34 to 1143 and encodes 369 amino acids.
CUUGUUUUAUAUUUCAUCUCUAACCUAAUAGCGAUGCAACUCAGAAAACCAAUCAUGUUUGUGCCUCACGAAUUGAUCAUUCUAAUCUUACUGAGAUCGCCAGUAAAGUCUCUUAUUCGUUUCAAAUCUGUUUGUAAGUUAUGGUUUUCUCUUAUUUCUCAUGAUUCCCACUUUGCUAAUUCACAUUUUCAACUUAACUCUGAAACACAAAAUCAUAGAAUUCUAUUAAUAUCAACCUCAACUCAUGAAUCUCUAUCCAUCGAUUGUGAAGCAUCGCUUCACAAUGACAGUGCUUCUGUUUCACUCAACCUCGAUUCUAUCUUUCCAGAGGAUUUUACAUGUUAUGAAAUUAACGGCUCAUGUAGAGGCUUUAUACUUUUAUGCGGUUCCUUAAACAUCUACCUAUGGAAUCCAUCCACUGGACUUCACAAACAAAUACCUUUUUCACCUUUUGGUUCCAAUUUGGAUGCCGAAUAUUCCUUUGGUUUUGGGUAUGACGAAUCAACAGAUGAUUACUUGGUUGUUUCAACGUAUCAGCAUGAUUAUUUAGAAGAUCCUCACUUUGAGUACUUCUCAUUGAAAGCUAAUACUUGGAAACAAGUUGAGGCUCCUCACUUCCCUUUUGCCAAUAGGUAUAAUUUACUGCAUGAGCCCAGAGGUGGGUCUCUCUAUAAGGGAGCUAUUCAUUGGUUGGCUUAUUGUUAUGAUUUAUGCAAUAAUGCUAUUGUUGCGUUUGAUUUAAUUGAAAGGAAACUUUCAUAUAUGCCUUUGCCACAUCCUUUGCAAUGUGGUGUUUUGUGGGUAUAUGGAGAAUUUCUCAGCUUAUAUACUACGGAUUUUAGAAAUCAUACAGUUGAAAUAUGGGUGAUGAAAGAAUACAAAGUGAGCUCCUCUUGGACUAUGGCUCUUGUUCUUUCCGUUGAUCUCAUCGUUUGCCCAAAAGCGCUCUUUUUUCCAUUGUGCUGUACAAAAAGUGGUGAUAUUAUUGGGGUAGAUGAAGAAGAUGGAAUGUUCAAGUAUGAUAAAAUUGGACAAUUUCUAGAUCUACAUUCUUAUCCUAAUUAUGAUCUUAGAUGCAAAGUGACUGUGUAUAUAGAUUCUCUGCUUUCACUUCCUGGUGAUGGAGAUAACAAGCAAGCUUGAGAAGAUGACACAAACAAGAAGAAUGAGGUUUGAAAUAUUCUCCUUCACUAUUUUCUUGAUAUUUAUAAUGAACUAGAGCAUAAUUGAUAAUGUAAUAAUGGCUAUGUGUGUAUAGUCUUUGCAAUGAAGUUCUUCUAAAUCAUAUGUUUGAAUGGGUAACUAUUUGUUUAUUGGUAACAUUGACAGCUUUGUGUGAUUCACUGUUAUUUAUGUAUGUAGUUGGAUUUAUUCUAAUAUGUGUCAAGAUCACAACCAUGAUUUUGACUCUGCAAUUUAUUAAAAAUUUGAGCAUAACUACAUAUGUAUUUGAAUGAUAUUGAAGAUUUUGGUCGCUAAUUUCAAUGGAAAGUAAUAAUUUUCGUUGUUGUCCUUUGUGUUUCAAACUAAUGAUCUAUACAUGACCACUUUAAUGAAUUUUAAUUUUUUAGAUCAUAAGAAACAUCAAACCUAAAGGACCUCGUGAACCUAAAUAGUGCUAGCUUACAAUUGGAGUUUUUUUAAUCAAGUUUGAUUAGAGUUGUUGUAUAUCUUCUUUUGAAGUGAAAAUAUCUUUGGCCUCCCAUUGGAAUUUUAUAAUGUCUCUGUCGUUGUUGUAUUGAAGUAGUUUCUUUUCCUUGCAUGGUUUGAUUGAAAUUCUGUUUCACAAAAAGAGUGUAUAUUUCAUUUUAACUUACCUGUUUUUACUAGGGAUAAGAUGAAAGAAAAGCAGAAAUUAUGUAAACAUGCAUGUGGGAGAUAUUAUAUUGUGUUCAAGAGAUGUUUUUAAAGUAUUUUCCGUUCUAAUAAUGAAAAUCAAAACUUUAAAAUGCACUAAAGGCUUGUUUCUUAUUAGGUGUCACUGACAAAAUAAACAAUUAACUUAACGAUUUUUAUAUCUGUUCAUGACUGGUUCUUCAUGGAGGAAAAUGUAUCAAAGAAAACAACAAAGAGUGAUAGCUAUUUGAUUGUUGUUUCAGCUAUUUAUGCAUGUGUAAAUAGAUUGUGUUCUAAUGUACUAGUAGUCACAUAUUGAAAUCAAUAAAUCUGAUGAGUUUGUGCAUGUCGAUAAAGAUCAAAAUCACAGUUACAUGUUACAUGUUAAAAUGGAUGGAAAUUAUCUAUCUGUGAUUCCAUUAUAGGUGCUGGGCAAAAGUUAUUUUACAAGACCUCCAAAGUUGAAUGGGUGAAAGAUUUAAAGGAAUUAUAUUAAAGGAAUUAGCCCGGCACAAGCUGUGCACAGGUAAUUCAACAACAUUAGAGUUUGUCCCUUCCCAUUAAAGGGCAAUAUAUAUGCCACCACAAAAGAAAAUCCCCCCUAAACAAACUCUCUCUUAGAAACCCACCACCACUAUUACAUAAAAGUCUAUUACAGAUCAUUUUUCUAUUACAAGGCACAUUCAAAUCGAAAUCCUUAAAACUAGCACUGCAUUAAACCAACAGCAAAAUUAUGCAGACAACACCAAUGACUCUAUAUUGCAUUUUCAGAAUUGCAUCCACACCUUCAAUACCACUGAUAUCAAAACUAACACCAAACAAAAAACAACUGCAAAUCCAAGAAAGAAAUAUGGAUACUUCACCUCCUCAAUAGCGAGAGCCGCCAAUCCCAGAUCCAGAGAUUACCUGAAGAACAACAUUCACUUCAGAAACAUUUUGACAAUUUCCUGACAACUUCAAUCCGGUGCCGAGAUGAUGAUUCUGCAAAAAUCUCCACUCUUAACUGACACCACGUGAUUACAUACUAAAACAAUCUAAACAAAUAUCUUUAAUUCUCAUAUUGCCGCAAAUUUCUGAUGCACACAAGCCAAAGACUUCGAAAACACGACACCACAACUUUGGCAGCAGCAUCCCAAGGGCAAUACCAAAAGAGCAACUCUUCUCGAAUCAUAUUCUCCAAACCCGCCAUGAAACGAUGUGUCUCAAAUGCAUCAUUGCAAGAGAUCCACCAGGCAACAUACUAUAUUACACUACUUUUCACAUAAUGCCUGCUACAAAUUCUCCUGAGACACUACAUCCACCCUUGGAUCCAAUAACAUAAGAAGAUAUAAGAAUUCUCAAUGGAUCCAAAUGCCACUACUGUACAUUGCAUCGAAGAGAUUUAUGCUCGUUGCUUAACCAGAACCAGGACAACCUUUGAACUCCUUCAAACAUUUGAUUCACUAUUGUUGCCUUGUUCUUGAAAAUAUAUGUAUUUGUUGCUUUCCAAAUAAUUCAUAUGCAGACGAACCAUAUUGUUCUAACUCUUAAAACUGUACUUCUAACAUUUGCAACGAGUGCACCAAACUGAUCAAAAUGCUCCCAACCAUCAUUUGGGAGAACCACUAACAAUCCAAACCACCUGAUGGCAUGAUACCAUAAACCUCCAAAAAUAAGACACUCAAAGAAAAGGUGAGAGCUCGUUUCAACCGCAUCGCAACCUCCCUUACACUUGCUACUAUCUUGGACUAUGACGCCUCUUAUAACUAAAUUAUCUUUAGUUGAUAGUCUAUUGUGAAAUAAUCGCCAGAAUAGGCAUAAUACUUUUGACGAAACCGACUUAAGCCAAAUCUCAAACCAAUCUUUAGAAGCCUCAAUUCUAUUUUCCGCUCGCCGCACCUUAUAAUUCUCCUUCACAGAAUACACCUUUGAGUUUUCUCGAAAAAAAUUAUUGUGUCAUCUGCGUAUUGGAGAUCAGAUAAGCUUUCCUUUCCUUUUUCAAAUUUAUAUCUUGAAAUUUUUUCCUGUUCAACUGCUUUUUUCAUGAGUCUGUUAAAACCUUCUGCUACUAAUAAGAAUAGGAAAGGGGGCAAUGGAUCCCCUUGCCUCGACCCUCUACCUACCUUGAAUUCUUUGGUGGGGCCUCCAUUCACUAAAACUGAAACCGAUGAAGAUUGGAAACAUUCUAAAAUCCAUCUCCUCCAUUUCUCAUGAAAUCCCAUUUUAGCCAUCACAUCCUCUAGAAAUUUUCAAUCCACUAUGUCAUAUGCCUUUUCAAAAUCUACCUUGAUUUCAUCUCUUAUUCAACCUCAUCCUUCUUCAACUCAACUUUCUAUUUUUAUCUU